Messenger RNA from Hydractinia symbiolongicarpus, 1889 nucleotides. RefSeq lists its product as uncharacterized. Lineage: Eukaryota; Metazoa; Cnidaria; Hydrozoa; Anthoathecata; Hydractiniidae. The record is from RefSeq and is a predicted model, not a curated record. Bases 598 to 1212 code for a protein of 204 amino acids. The transcript is spliced from 2 exons.
GAAACCGAUGAAACUCGUUCUAUCUCCAGCUAAAAAAAGUAAGCAAGAAGUGAAAUGUAUUAUACACAACAACAAUUACAAGAAAGAAACAAAGUUAAGAGCAUUCACAGAAAAAUCAGCCGAAAAAGUGAAAAUAGCAAGGUAUGUUGCAAGUUUGAUUAUAUUGUUUUAUUUUUUAAUUUAUGGUUUUCAUGACUUUAUUGUAACAGCGCUAUACUUCCGUUUUUUAUAGUGAAAUUCGAAAUGAUGAAAAUGUCACUGAUUUAGUGAGCGGCGAUCUUUCCGAUUUGAAAUUUCAUCAGAAAUGUUUAGAUGCGUAUGUCCACCCAAAAACAUUAGCUACCAUACAAAAGAAAAAAGAAAAAGCUGAAGCAAGCGACGAUGAAACGGGAGAUGUUAACGACAUAGAAGAACAACAACCAACUUCAACUAUCCGAAUGUCACAGAGAAAGAGAGGCAGAACAGGUAAAUAUUUAUCUUAAUUUUAUAAUUUUAUGUUGUAAUCGUGCACAAACAGGCUAUUCUGACUUUUAUAUUUCUUGUGACUUUUCUAAUGUCUGACUGAUCUUAUUUAAGGUCAAUCACUUGCCAAGCAAGAUGAGUGCUGUAUCUGCCAAAAAAGAAAAACGAGUACAACAGGUAGUGGCUACAAAAAGAAAAACGGGCUCGAAAGAUUUGGUUAAAUGGUUGAACAGAUUUGGACAUUGCAUAUCAUAUAACGAAACUGCAUACCUGGAAACAUUUUUAGCCAACGAAGAAAUAAAAAAUCAAAUGGUGAAGUUUUAUGUACCCUACUCCGUACAACCAUCAUCAUUCAUAACAUUUGUUUGGGAUAACAAUGAUAUAAACCCGGAAACUUUAAGUGGAACGUCGAUGCAUUGUACCAAUGGCAUAAUAGUUCAAUUGAGAAGAGAUGAUAUGGUUGAUUUUGAUAGCGAACGCAUAAAUUACGCAAAGCCACCAAGAAGAAGAUCGUUCAAAUAUAUACCUGAUCAGCUGGAAGAGUACACUACCAAGAAAAGAUUCAACCCUAUUUCAAUGAAAAAUGUUCGUCUUGACUCUAUCGAAGAUCAUUUAUCAACUUCCGCUUGUAUCGAGUCCAUAUGGGCCUUGUUACGCUUUCAAGCGAAACAAAAUAAUGUUCCACAGUCAAUACCUGCAUGGACCGGCUUCAACUAUUUGCUUGAUGGUGAAGUCACACAUCAAACUUAGGAUUGCUAGAAACAGACGUUGUUCUAGAUCAAGCUAUAUAUGCUAAAGCCGUAGAAAUUCUUCAAGAUCCUGCCAAUGUGGAGCUAAAAACUUUCAUUUCACUGAGGAUGGGAGCAUUUCACACUUCGUGUAUUUUCAUAGCUGUAAUUGGUAAGCGGUUCGCCGAUGGUGGUUUGCGUGACUUGAUUAUUGAAUCUAACAUAUUGGGUGAGUGUUCCUUUGUUUAUAUAAGUCCCAUGAAUUUGAGAGAAGUGUGAACCCUGCCUACUACCGAGAAAUACGUGAGUCCUGUUCUUAAUGAAAUGGAGUUUCUUGCUUUUAGGUACACGUUCUGUGGAGAGAACUUUGAAUGGAAAGCAUUACAACCAUGCCAUACGCACGUUGAAGUACGUUUAUGAAGCGCUUUAUCGCUUAAAAAUUGAACAUUUUGAACACUGGUUAGUACAGCAUGGUAAAAAUCUCAAUGACUACAUUUUAACGGAGGAGUUCCAAACUUGCUUAAAAGAGGUACAAAUAUUUAGCUUCUUUUGUUUCUUUGGGCCUUUUUUGACUUUUUAGAGCAGCAUGUUUUCAGAUGAUUAUUCCUUUUACUGUUCAGGUUUCAUUUCAAUCUUUCCAAGAUGUGACUGGCCUUGAAGGUCUGUUUGAACUGAUGGAAGAGUACGAACGUGAUAUUA